GUGAACAAAAGAAAUUAAUGGAUGUACGCAUACGCAUAGAUGUUUUACACAAUAGCAAAAAAAUUCCAAGUAUCGCAAAAUUUACGUCUAUUAAACAACAAUCAUUGGCAUAAGCAUUAAGCUGAUCACGCUUUUAAUGUCGCAGGGCAUUAUACAAAGCGAAAGCUCAGUUAUUUACUUCGUUCAUAACUUAUUCCCAAAGGUCACUACAUUCAGAAAUAAUAAGCAGGGUUGUCAAAUGCACUGCCAUUUCAUUGGAAUGCAAGACUGUUUGUGUGCGCGGUGGUGGAAGGGUGAUUUAGUGGACCUUUGUUAAGUGCGGUGGGAGGACUCAAAGGAAUAGACGGGUGAUGAGGAGCUAGAUUAUUGGGCAUUUAAUUGUAAUGCUUGAAAUGCGCGUCCAUUAAUUGUUUCUCCACACGCUUCUUUUCAAGCGUACACACUUGACUCAAGUACAGCAUUAAGAAAACUUUCGCUGGAGAUUCCCGACAUCUUCGAAUGCAUCUGACAUGGUGGCACCUACCUUCGUGAGGAAACUUUGCAUUGCCUCUCUUGCACUGUGCAAGAUAGUGCUUUCUUUGACGCUAAUUUACAUUUCGAGUGACCGUACCAGCACGCUUCAAUUAUGGAACACAACAGGAACCAGGAACUCAAGGAUGAUUGCAAACGCUCCAACAUCGGAAAACAGCUCUGGAUGGAAUAUAAUUACCGCAUGCCGUAAGCCUAGUUUAAAGAUACUUUACUUCGUCCACACUGCUCCGAAAAACUUCGACAAGCGGCAGAUGCUUCGCAAGACCAUUGGUGAUCCCGGCAUCGCAUCCGAAGUAAAUUCUGCUGUGGUGUUUUUUGUUGGAGUAACACCUGACUUGAAAGAGCGCAAGACCCUGCUUGAGGAAGCCGCAAAUGAAGGGGAUCUUGUUUCGUUUAACUUUACGGACACAUACAAAAACCUGUCACAUAAAUUCAUCAACGGCGCAAGGUGGAUUCUAGAUAACUGUCUUCUUGAUGCCAAAUCAGCGAUAGUCAAGAUAGAUGACGACAUUUUGGUAAACGUGUUCGCCUUGUCCUCAUACCUAACGAGCGGAGCGAUGGCGGUCACUGGAAUGCACUGUUUCAUGUUCAAGCAAACUGGUCCUCAGCGAAAAAAGUGGUCAAAGUGGUACGUCAGUAGAAAAGCGUACGCGUCCAAUGUGUAUCCAGCUUACUGCACUGGUGCGGCAGUCAUUAUGCAACCGUCGGUGCUGUUGACUCUUUACAAUGCUGCGAGCCAAGUUCCCUUCUUUUGGGUAGAUGACGUCUACGUGUAUGGUAUGAUAGGAGACUUUGCGAACGUCACACUCGUGGACAUAUCGAAAUAUAUUGUGUUACGAGCUCAUAGACGUAUGCCUAUUGAGAAGGUGAAACCGACUGUGCUGUUUCUGCAUACGGGUUGGACGACAAUAACAAAGAGGAACAUUCAUCGGCUAUGGCAAAAAUUUAAGCGCAAUAAGCACGUAUUGUGGAAUAAAUUUAACAAAGAUGUCCAGGUGUACUAUCGUCGUAUAGCUACUCCUACAAAGAAGUAGCAAGGGAAGGAAAUCAGGACCUGUGAAUUUUGAGUUCUGGCUACUUGACAGCGCUAGGCAUUUUGUUCACUCAUGACAGUUCCAAUAACUCUGUUUUAAGGCAGCGGAAACGCUCUCCAGGCGCGCCGACAUGGCUUGAAGCAAUAUAUAAACAAUAUUUCUAUUUUUCUUUGAUAUUGAAAACAAACAUAUAGAUUGAUA
Messenger RNA from Dermacentor silvarum, 1766 nucleotides. RefSeq names its product beta-1,3-galactosyltransferase 5-like. The transcript has a single exon. NCBI's taxonomy places the organism in Eukaryota, Metazoa, Arthropoda, Arachnida, Ixodida, Ixodidae. Gene Ontology annotation, molecular function: hexosyltransferase activity. The record is from RefSeq and is a predicted model, not a curated record. Gene Ontology annotation, cellular component: membrane. Bases 510 to 1565 code for a protein of 351 amino acids.